Nycticebus coucang (slow loris) is the source of this 1661-nucleotide messenger RNA. Its product is annotated as prolactin regulatory element-binding protein-like. The record is from RefSeq and is a predicted model, not a curated record. The coding region runs from base 90 to 1343 and encodes 417 amino acids. Gene Ontology annotation, cellular component: endoplasmic reticulum membrane. NCBI's taxonomy places the organism in Eukaryota, Metazoa, Chordata, Mammalia, Primates, Lorisidae. Gene Ontology annotation, molecular function: protein binding; GTPase activator activity; guanyl-nucleotide exchange factor activity. Gene Ontology annotation, biological process: protein secretion. The transcript has a single exon.
AGUUCCACAGCGGCUGGGGCAGCAGCGGAAGGCCGGGCGCGGCAUGUCCUGGGUGCCGCGGUGCUGGCAGUGAACGCGCGGCCGGCGAGAUGGGCCGGCGCCGGGCGCAGGAGCUUUACCGGGCUCCGUUCCCGUUGUACGCGCUUCAGGUCGACCCUAGCGCAGGGCUGCUCAUCGCUGCGGGCGGAGGAGGUGCCGCCAAGACAGGCAUAAAGAAUGGCGUGCACUUUCUGCAGCUAGAGCAGAUUAAUGGGCUCCUGAGCGCCUCCUUGUUGCACUCCCAUGACACAGAGACGCGAGCUACCAUGAACUUGGCACUGGCUGGUAACAUCCUUGCUGCAGGGCAGGAUGCCCAUUGCCAGCUUCUGCGCUUCCCGGUCCAUCAGCAGAAGGGCAACAACAAGGCAGAGAAGGCAGGUUCCAAGGAGCAGGGGCCUCGACAAAGGAAAGGGCCUGCCACAGCAGAGAAGUCUGGAGCUGAAACCCAGCGCGAGGGGGUAGAACUCGGGGUAGAGAAUUUGCAGGCAGUACAGACAGACUUUGGCCCUGAUCCACUGCAGAAAGUUGUGUGCUUCAACUGUGAUAAUACCCUGCUUGCCACUGGAGGAACAGAUGGCUACGUUCGUAUCUGGAAGGUGCCCAGUCUGGAGAAAGUUCUGGAGUUUAAAGCCCAUGAAGGGGAGAUUGCAGACCUGGCCGUGGGGCCUAAUGGCAAGUUGGUAACUGUGGGCUGGGACAGGAAGGCCUGCGUGUGGCAGAAGGAUCAACUAGUGAUGCAGCUGCAUUGGCAAGAGAAUGGACCCACCUUUCCUAACACUCCUUACCGCUACCAGGCCUGCAGGUUUGGACAAGUUCCAGACCACCCUGCUGGGCUGCGACUCUUCACAGUACAGAUUCCCCACCAACGCCUGCGCCAGCCCCCACCUUGCUACCUCACAGCCUGGGAUGGCUCUACCUUCUUACCCCUUCGGAGCAAGCCCUGUGGUCAUGAAGUCAUCUCCUGCCUCAACGUCAGUGAAUCGGGCACCUUCCUAGGCCUGGGCACGGUCACUGGCUCUGUUGCCAUCUACAUAGCUUUCUCUCUCCAGUGCCUCUAUUAUGUGAGGGAGGCCCAUGGCAUUGUGGUGACAGAUGUGGCCUUUCUACCUGAGAAGGGUCGUGGUCCAGAGCUCCUUGGGUCCCAUGAAACUGCCCUGUUCUCUGUGGCCGUGGAUAGUCGCUGCCAGCUACACCUACUGCCCUCACGGCGGAGUGUUCCUGUGUGGCUGCUGCUCCUACUGUGUGUUGGGCUUAUUGUUGUGACCAUCCUGCUGCUCCAGAGUGCCUUUCCAGGUUUUCUUUAGCCUCCCUGGGAAUCAGAGGCCUGGACACUGCCACCCUGUAGAGCAGAGUGGAGGCCUGGACCCCCAUUGCUCUCUUCAUUUGGAGCUGCCUCUGAUGAGACAGAUGGGUACUGCCUGCCCUUCCCAGUUAAAGCUUGGCUGUGGCUCUGCGUGAUUCUGAGUCUGGGAACUCUGCAUUCAUCAUCUGUGGACCCACCCAGAACAGUGAUAUCUGAAGUCCCAGCCAUACUUCUUGCUUCCUUCCCUCUGCCUACCAGAAGCUCCAGAGUUGAGCUUGUCUUGUCUCCAGAAACCUGGGAAGAUGCCCAGAAGCCUGGA